AAUCGUGGCAGUUAGUCUUUCGUCGGCCGCGCGUGAGUCCACACAUUAACGCAGAGGAGAAAUCGCGUCCAAGUUUAAGUCAUUUUCAUACUAAAGUACUAGCACACUCUACAGUAGAUAGUGUGUGACCCAGGAAUCAAAGAGUUUAUUCCUCAGUAUUUUUCCACUGGUUGCUACAUUAGAACAUCGCGCAGAACCUAUUAAUGCUCGUAGAUAACGCGCUACAACCUUUUGUUCAGAGGAAACUGGGCAGCCCGGCGCAAGUUCAGUGACGAUCAAAAAGAGUGGUGAAUGCAAUAAGCAGAGGAAGAAACAUUUAUCCGGAUUAACCACAGAGAUACCAGGACGAUGCAUUGGAGGAUUCUUUUGAGCGCCCUUAUCAUCUGCACUAUCGCUGGUCUCGCUCACUACACCCAAGCGUGUGAAUUGGAUCAAACGCAGCACGGCUGCCGAAUAGACAACGGUCAAUGUACGUGUGCCUUCGGAUGCAAGUCCGAGUUCCGCUACGCAACUCGCAAGGAAUGUCAAGAUGCUUUGAAGGGUCGCUCCGGUGACAUUUGUAGCAGGGCGCCCUGUCUGAACGGAGGAUCAUGCACGCAAGUGACCGCAAUGCCACAAUACAAAUGUCGCUGCGAGGGAACCGGAUACUGGGGUAACAGGUGCCAACGAAUGUGCCCUAAACCGGAGCAGGUUGCAGCCGGAAGCAAAUUUCCCCAUGAGUGCGUUGUUAUUUAAGCCAAAGAAUUGUCGUGUUAUAAUAUCUAAGAAUACCGUUUGCUUUAUAAAAACAUCGAAUGAAAACCAAACCAAACCUGCCCGCAGAGAACUCGCUCUUGCGUACAACAAUUCGUUCACAAUGUGAUAAGGGCCGGAUAUUCGGUAUUAUUCCCAAGAGGAAAUGCACUCAUCAUAUUAACACUUUGCAUUUUUAGAGUUGCCGACUCUGCGACUCGGGAUGCAAGCAAAAAAACACUGCCUUGCUACAAAAAUAUUGAUAAGGAUGGUCUGAAAACAAAACAUCAAACCUGAGUAGCAUAAUCACAAAGCAAAGUAUAACCAAGCUCGUUAGAUUAAACAUAGUGCUGAUAAAAUAGAUCGUAAAAUAAAUAAAGUAAAACAAUAUGAGAGUUGUGAAUAAAGCUAAUCUUAUGGCCUAA
This is a messenger RNA of Toxorhynchites rutilus septentrionalis, 1157 nucleotides long. Its product is annotated as protein crumbs-like. The coding region runs from base 349 to 735 and encodes 128 amino acids. Lineage: Eukaryota; Metazoa; Arthropoda; Insecta; Diptera; Culicidae. The transcript has 4 exons. The record is from RefSeq and is a predicted model, not a curated record.